Molecule: messenger RNA, 477 nt
Organism: Batrachochytrium dendrobatidis JAM81
Lineage: Eukaryota; Fungi; Chytridiomycota; Chytridiomycetes; Rhizophydiales
Exons: 4
Coding region: 1-477 (158 amino acids)
Source: RefSeq, a predicted model, not a curated record
AUGAGCAGAAAGCUCUUGGUUGUUCAUUACUGCUAUCUUUCUGGCCCAAUUGAGAACCUGAUAUUCCUCUUCACAUAUUGUGUCGUCCAUUUAGAUGUUUCGCUUUACGCAAACGAACAGACACAAAAUGAAAUUGAAUUCUCUUCAUCAUCACCCACUCCUACUAGUAGAGUGGUAUUAAAGGCCAUUACAUCAAAGUUUUGUGAUUUACCAGUUGAACGAUCUACCAAUGGCGUUGUGUUGGGCAAAAUGGAUGGUUGGAUUGAAUCCCACGAGCAAGAAGUCGAUCAUUGGGAUGGGCUAGAAAUAUCAUUUUCUAAAAUACUUGAAUUCACAAGAUAUGAAAGCAGCAUGGAUUAUAACUUUGUAGGCAAGAAUUGUAAACAUUUUUGCUACGAUUUUCGCCGAAAUGUGCUUGGGAAAGUUGAAGACUUUGGAACUUACUGCCAGUUUAUCGAAAGUAAAAUGAAUUCAUAA